This is a messenger RNA of Planococcus citri (citrus mealybug), 2659 nucleotides long. RefSeq lists its product as uncharacterized. The transcript has 2 exons. The coding region runs from base 359 to 2425 and encodes 688 amino acids. The record is from RefSeq and is a predicted model, not a curated record. Lineage: Eukaryota; Metazoa; Arthropoda; Insecta; Hemiptera; Pseudococcidae.
AACGAACCUUUCUUUAGGCAUUCGUCUUGUCUUAUCUUUUCCUGGAAACGAUCUACGUAAUCUGGAGUUUGCUAGCUAAAGCGAAAUAAUCGUUGAGGCCUGAGGGAGUUCUCUCUAUAGUCGAAACACUCGAAACUCGUAGUCGUGUAUUGUAUUGCAUUGCGUUGUCAGUUUGUGCUAUCUCAGCUACUUACUUGAGUAAAAACAGUGGACUUGUCGAGUUGUGUGUUUUCAGAACGUUUGGUGCUUAUAAUAACAGCGUGUUUUCAUAUUCUUUGAAGCAAUUUGUAUACGUUUCUCAAGAACGUCAAUAAUUCGAAUAAUUUUGUGUAGAUUCAUUUUGUAGUCUUAUUUCGACAUGGGCGACAUUGAAGAAUACCCGUUUAGUUUCAUGAAUACGCCGGCAUCUCUGCAGCUCUUAGCGUCAUCCGAGGUGGCGUUAAUGUUAUGGCAAUACAAGUACUCGAAUUUGAAUGACGAUGACAUCAGCCUCGGACUGUUCCUGGAACAAACAUUCAGCUGCGACGAAAUGCUCGUUAUUCCCUCACGUUUCAAAGCCGAAAUCGACGAAAGAAUCGUCACAAUUCGCCAAGAACUAACAAGCUGGAUCGAAUUUCAUAGGAGAUACAAGCUUAUCGAUGCAGAUUCUCGAGGUGAUUUUUCUUCGCGUUUCAAGCAUAUUGUUGUCAACGGUUCCGGUCGUAUCGAUUACAAAGCAACUGCGGUGAAUAUCUUGAAUUCGGUCGAUUUGAGCGACGACUUGGUGAGUUAUCGAAUGGCUUGUCUGUUUUGUUUGGAAGAUCAGAUCAAACAAAUUUGGCCUUCGGUUGCGGAAGAUUUACGAUUAAACGGAAUUGCUAAUCCAAAUCCGAAUAAUUACGAAUAUGAAUAUGAUUCAGUGUUUUACUGGACUCGUCGUAUGAAAUCGGGUGACGAUUCGAUCCACCACGCUGAGUUUUCAGUUCUGCGCAUGCUCUAUAGAGUGCUGCCCAAUUAUCCAGCAUUCGAGUAUUUUUGGAAAUUGUUACCCGAUGAUCAGAGAAUACCUGUAGUUAUUGAAUCCCUUGUGAAUGGCUCCUACCGCAUUACGAGAAUUUCGCUGCCUACGUUGAAUCGAAUCCAAGCUUUGAAGGUAUUCCAAGAUGCGACUUCUGACCUUCUGGAUUAUCUCCUGUUGCCGGAAUCGGACGAUGAUUAUUUACCGCACAUGUAUCAAUUGUGGACUGCGAUGAAAAACAAAGUCUUGUAUAAAAAAGUGUGCUUCUCCGACAUCGUAUGCGGAUUAUGGUGUUAUGCAUUCUAUACUAUUUACACCGGACGACGCCUGAAUUAUGCUCGAUGCGAUCAAAUUAACGAUGUGUUGCUGCAAAUCUGGUCCAGCACUGAGGAUGAAUUGAAAGAUUACGUCGUUUCGAAUACUCGUUUUACCGAUAUACGCCAUUUUUUCGACCGAUUAGUCGACCGCUCGGCGGCUAAUAAUUUCUGUUGUUACGGUCACAAUGCGAUAUUUAUGUCAGAUCUGCUGAAGAGAUCGAAGAAUUUGGAUAAAGAACAGUUUUGGCAAGAGUAUUGGCGUACAUUGGCGUUACUUGUGAAGCCUUCGUGUCUGGAACGCUUGAUGAGAUUAUGUUUACCGAACGACGAUGCCAUCGAGGUUUUCAAAAGCCAGUUAGCGGAUUUCAAAGAUCUUUUCCGGUCGUUGAUCAACGAAGGAUUCUAUUCACACUUGAAAGAUUUUCUGUUGUUUUGUUCGAAGGACGCGGAACAGUUUCAAUGGCUGGCCAAGGACAUGCUCGAGUGGAAUCUCGACGUUAUUUUAUUACACGAUGACGACAAAUUCGCCGAAUUUGACUGGUUUGUUAAAGAACUAUUUUCGAACGUGGAAAAGGAUGCCGAUGAAUUCAAAGCGCAGAUUAUCUCGUCUUUUGACGGUCAGAAAUUUCUGUUCUCAGCGCGUUAUGCUGAUGGAACUCGUUUAAGCGAUUUUGGCAGCAUUAUCGGCCGAUUUGCCAGCAAUGAACAACAAUUAUGCCUUGUGAAAAGUAAAGUAUGGGCGGAAUGGAAGUGGAAGAUUGAGACUGCUCACGUUCUACAAUUUUACACUGACCAAUGGCAAUGUUUUCUGGAAUGGUGUGCUUUCGAUAGUGAGGAACUUGAAGCCUUCAAAAGCUCUUUAAACUUGGACGGGAUUUUCAACACGCGCUUGAGUGAUUAUUUCGAAGAUUUCGGGGCGAAUGAAGUUUUGGAAUUCCUGGACGCGUUUUUGAAGUGGUAUUUUACCGACGAAGAAGAUGCGAAGAAUUUCAAACGGGAUAAGAUUAAAAAUUACGAGCAAAUCGAUGAAUUUUGUGCCAAGUUGGAAAGUAACGAUGAUCAGGAUCGUUAUUUAAUGAAUGAAUUGUUACGGUGGUUUUUGCGAUGGUAAUAUUCGGUCUAUCGAAAAUGUUUGCGAAUCUUGCAGUUCUCAAAUGAUUUGUUUGGUUUUGAAAUAGAAGCCAAAAUAUUAUUUGUUUGUUUUUAGAAUAGAAUGCCAAAAUUUUGUUUUAAGAAGUAGGUACUCGUACAUACGUAGGUAUAAUUUGUAAACGUUUAUUCGAAGUCUUUACUUUUGUAAUGUUUUGUGUCUUAUUUAGAAAAGUAAUAAAAUAUAGGAGGUACA